AUGAGUAAACUGAAACAGAAACAGAAAAUUGAAAAGAAAAAACGCAAAAAGAAGAAACAAAAAGAACUGUCUCCAAGGCAGAUAAAGCACAUCCGGCGGCAGAAAGAGAAAAAGGAGCGAAGGAAGAGACUGCAUGACAAGAAACUAAAGGAGAAACGUAGAUUAAGACAUAAGAAACUAGGAACAGGACCAUACAACAAGACUAUAACAGAUUACUACGGCAUUUACUAUGAACCACAGAGCAGCCAGUUGAAUGAAUCUUUGUACGACUCAAUCUAUGACACAAGUGAAAUAGACAGUGAUGCCAUAUAUGAGGAAAGGAUGAAAGAGAGAUACGAUGAUUAUCCUGAAUCUGAAUCAGAAGACUCCGAUGCCUACUAUGACGAACAAAUUUAUGGGGACACUAAAGAAUCUGGUGAAGUGAAGGAUAAUGAUGAAGGUGAUGGAGAGGGAAGUAAAGAGACGAAGAAAGGAAACAGUGAGGGUUUAAACAAGAAAGGGUCUGGAAAACCACAGGAGUUUACUGCAAAUGAGUCCCAUUCAGAGAAAAGGAAGAAAGAUACAAAGAAAGGAAAUAACGAAGAAUCGCCUGAAUUUUUCAAAAUCAUAUCCCAAUUCUAUUUAACUGCAAGUGAAGAGUACUGGCCAGAUAUUCAGCAAUUCCUUUCACAGCUAACAGUAAAAAAGGAGGAAUUGAUCAAUGCCCUUGAGAGAGUUAAAGAAAAUCAAAGAGACAAAUUACAACAGGAUCCAAUAGAAAGGUAUAAAACAACAUUAAAAGAAAGUGAUGGGGCGACUCGAGUCAAACGAAGAGUGAACAAAACGUUGCAAAGGAAACGAGCGAAAAAGAAAAAACAGCGGUUGAGAAGGUUCGAGCGUAAGAGACUCAGAAUGCUGACUCACGCAAGACGAGUGCGGCGGCAGCAAAAGGCUAAACAGGCGAGAUUGCAGCGUCAUUACGCAAGAAUGAACAUGUCAACGACCGAAACACCAGACCACCUUAGAAAUCACACGGCGGCUGGGGAUGAAGAUAUUGAAAACGAUACAAGCAGAACUGAAGAUAGCGAGAAUGAUGGUGAUGAGGAAUACGAGAGUAGCGAAUACGAAGAUGAAAGUGAAGAUUCUAAAACCAGCAAGUCCAGCGAUGAUAGUCAUCACAGUGGGACAUCUGAAGUUUCUGAUGAAGAUGAAGCAGAAGAUAGUGAAACCAUAAGUAAUCCUGACUAUGGAAAUGAUGACUAUGAAGAUUAUGAUGAAAGUGACGAAGAUUAUGAAGAUGAGAGCAGUGAGGAGUCAAAGAAGAAGAAAAAGAAGAUCAAGUCAUCGGGCAAAGGUGUUGGUAAACGAAUGCAAACAGUCACUAACAAUAAAUAUAGUGAGAGGAAGAAGCAUCAGAGGGCGGAUAUAAAUGCAAACCCUUUAAAAGGAGCAAACCUGGGAUUUCCACAUAAAGAUGAUAAAGACAUCUUUGAACACUGUGUUUGA
Macrosteles quadrilineatus (aster leafhopper) is the source of this 1485-nucleotide messenger RNA. Its product is annotated as glutamic acid-rich protein-like. The transcript has 3 exons. NCBI's taxonomy places the organism in Eukaryota, Metazoa, Arthropoda, Insecta, Hemiptera, Cicadellidae. The record is from RefSeq and is a predicted model, not a curated record. Bases 1 to 1485 code for a protein of 494 amino acids.